CAAGGUUUUAAUCCGAUGUCAAAAUUGCAAAUGUCAUUUUGACGUAAAAUCAAAAUCGGACUUGUGAAAUUUGAAAUAGUUUUUUUUAAGAAAAGAAUUUAGAAGGUUUUUGUUAAACAUCGGAUUGCAUGAUGGACGCCAAAGAAGAUACAAUCGCUUCCAUCUUGUCUCAAAAGUCCAUUCCGUUUUUUUACAAAUGCAGAAAUGCUGAUUUAAUUCUGACAAGCUCUAAAGAUCUGGGAGAUGAUCUAAAGAUGAGAGAUGUUUACAAUUUGGCCAACCUCUGCCUGGAAAAUCCCUUAACUUUGUGCGCCCAAAGGAUAAUUUCUCGAUGUUUCGACCUAAUGGUGAACCAUUGUGAUCACAAAGAACACCAUUUCAUAUUGGGACCGACCAAGAAUUUUCGAUUAAUCGAUUUAGUGAAAACAGCUUGCGAUAGGGUUGUCAAUGUCAGGAGGGAAGACCAGGGGAUGAGCGACAGGUUUAUGAUUUGUUUAUGCAACCUCAUCUGGAAGGCGAUCUUGCCUUGUCCAAAGGCUUUGGAGAACUUUUUGCGAAUCGGAGGCGUCUUUACAAUUCUGGACGUCAUCGAGAAAAUUCCAAAUCCUUAUCGCAAACCUUGGCUAGGAAUGCUUGUGGAUUUUUGUUACGACAAUGCUGGAAGAAGCGAUUUUGCAAUUUCUGCUCAUGUUCAGGUUUUGGCUUGGAGGGGCAAAAAUGCCAGAAAGGGGAUUUUUGAACUGUUGGCCAAAUUAUACAGGGAUGAAGAAAAUUCAGAAGGAAAACUGUCUGCUGAUCAUCUCAAUUUGAAAAGGUGCGACAUCAAGGACAAAGAAAUGAAAACUGUCACCUCCUACGUGGAACCUUUGAUCGAACGCUGCAAGAUGUCGCCAGGUGAUAUCACACAGAUUGUGGAAUGCGGAGAAAUAGAUGUUUUACCAUUUACUAAUUUACCUUUUAAAAAUUGCAUACGAGCAAAGGUCCAUGCCAUGUUACGAGUCUUAGACAGUUGCGAUGAUAAAGUCCAUGAAGACAUUGUUAAUAGAUAUGGAGUCGAUGGUGGAAAAUCUAGUUUGGACAUCCAUGAUAAAAUCACCCUGUUGUCUGCCAAAAAUUUCGAAUUGUCCUUCAAAAAGCAACUGAUGAACAUCCCUGAUGGUACAGAACUUUCUCCACAUGGUCUUAAUAUGAUGCAAACUUUGGAAAUGAGACGACACGAAGAAAAGGUAUUAAUAAAGGAUAGUUUUUUGAAGACUGCAAAUCGUCUUUCGCUGCUGAAGGAAAAACAGAAGCAAAUCGACUGUUUGAUGGAAUCGAGACCAGUACAAAUUCCUGGUGAAGAUUUUGCUCAGGAUGCACCAGAAACUUUCCAUUUGACGGUUGAUACGAAUAUUGCUGUUACUGUUUUAUAUGUAAAGAAUUGGCUUAAAAGAGCUGAGUGUUUGAACCAAUAA
Messenger RNA from Ctenocephalides felis (cat flea), 1454 nucleotides. RefSeq lists its product as uncharacterized. The record is from RefSeq and is a predicted model, not a curated record. Bases 129 to 1454 code for a protein of 441 amino acids. NCBI's taxonomy places the organism in Eukaryota, Metazoa, Arthropoda, Insecta, Siphonaptera, Pulicidae. Gene Ontology annotation, cellular component: sperm midpiece; non-motile cilium. The transcript is spliced from 11 exons. Gene Ontology annotation, biological process: positive regulation of flagellated sperm motility.